AUGUCGGACUCUCUGCAGAGCGGCUUGACCUCUUCCGGAGGAAAGGAUGAAGUGGACCGCCCGCUGUGUGCGGUCAAGUACAAGGUGUCACGGCACCAGAGAACGGUAGGCGUCGCGGCGAGGAUGCCUCGACAGCGGGAAGGCAUGGACGACAAGGUGCAAUGGACUCUUGUGGUCUACGAGUUCUUGGACAACGACCAGUUCAGCAACCUCGACACCCUCAUGCUGCAGCUCGCGCCGGGGCAAUGCCUGCUGACGCUGGAUGCGGGCGCCGCCGAGGGAAAGCCGCGGGGUGACAUGGCCAAGGUGCUCGCCGCAAUGGAGCGGCUUGACGUGGCCGUCGAAGACGUGAAGGGGGGUCAGUUCAAGACCGACGACAUCGCAGGGCGGAUGAAGGCCCUCUUGGGGGACGCCUCCCUAGCACAGCACUCCCUCGCCAACGAACAGCCCCUCGGAAGCGCUUGCCUCGCGGCAUUGAUGGGCCGGCUCGAGCGCGAGGACAAGGGCUACGAGAACGAGGAAGGAGAAGGAGAAUCUCCCGAGAUGCCGUCCUACGCUUUGGUGCAGGGGACGCUGCAGAAGCACCUGCGGCUCGACAGCGCAGCGGCGGCAGCGGUGACCCUUCUCCCGGACCCCACCGCCCCUCACCAAUACGGCAGCCUUUUCGACGUGCUCAACAGGUGCAAGACGAAGAUGGGCAGCCGUUUGCUGGAGCGGUGGUUGAGGCAGCCCCUCACCGAUAAGGAGGAGAUCGAACGGCGGCAUGACAUGGUUGGGCUGUUGAAGGACGAGGCUGGACUGCGGGGUUCCCUGCAAGACGGUCCUCUCAAGGCGUGCCCAGACCUCGAUACCCUCAAGACCAAGAUGCAAAGGAAGAAGGCGGGCUUGAUGGAGGUGUUCAAGCUCUACGUGUUUUCACGGUCCGUGCAUACCUUCGGAGACGUCCUUUCGGGGCACUUUGGUGAGGACGAGGGGGAGGAGGAAACAGAGACAGAGACGCUGAUCAACGACAAGUUUGUCAAGGGGUUCGCCAAGCUCGCUGAUGGUUUCUCGCGCUUCCUGCAGCUGGUGGAGCACGUGCUGGACAUGGACGCUUUGCCCGACCUAGUCGUCAACUCGUCGUACAGCCCCGAGCUAGGGGAAUUGAGGGAGGAGAUGGACCAGAUCAAGGAGGAGGUGGAGGACCUACACCAGGAAGCGAGGGAUGGAUGGUGCGACUUCGGGGAGAAGGACAAGUGCCUCCUGGACGAGGACAAGCAGAGAGGCUUCUUCUUCCGCCUCACCAAGGCCAACCUAGAGCAGGAACUAAAACGGCGAAGAAAGGGUGUUGAAACCUUGGCGGUGCUGAAGAACGGCGUCCACUUCACCACUUCAGAGCUGAAGAAGCUGGGUUCUCGGUACAAGUCCUGCCGCCUCGAGUACGAGGAGAAGCAGUCCGGUCUCGUCGAGAAGGCCGUGGAGACGGCCGCGACCUACCUCCCGCUGGUGGAGUCCGCCAGUGCUCUCGUGAGCGAACUGGACAUCCUGGUGUCCUUCGCCGACGUCGCGGCCCUCGCUCCGACCGAGCUGGUCAGGCCCACCAUGAAGGACAAGGGCACCGGAGUACUGAAAGUGAUGGGGUGUCGGCACCCCUGCCUGGAGUGGCAAGACGAGAUGAACUUCAUCCCGAAUGACUACGACAUGUCCAGCGAUGGGGCGAGCUUUGUCGUGGUAACCGGACCCAACAUGGGUGGCAAAAGUACCUACAUUCGAACGCUCGGGGCGGUGACCGUCAUGGCCCAGGUCGGCAGCUUUGUCCCGUGCGAGAGCGCCGAGAUGAGCGUCCGGGAUGCGGUCUUCGCGAGGGUGGGAGCCGGCGAUGCGCAGCAGCGAGGGGUCUCGACUUUCAUGGCGGAGAUGUUGGAAGCGUCAGCGAUUAUUUCCGCCGCGUCGAAGGACUCUCUCAUCAUCAUCGACGAGCUUGGGCGAGGUACGUCGACGUUCGACGGCUUCGGGUUGGCAUGGUCAAUCUCGGAGCACAUCGUCAAGACCACUCAGGCGCCGUGCCUAUUCGCUACCCACUUCCACGAGAUGACCACUAUGGCGGAGCAUGACAAACGCGUCAAGAAUAUGCACGUCACUGCACAGGCUAAGGAGGACAAGAUCACCAUGCUCUACGAGGUGCGGGAAGGUCCUUGCCUGGAAUCGUUCGGCAUUCACGUCGCCACCAUGGCCGGAUUUCCCAGAGCCGUCAUCCGAGAGGCGAAGCGCAAGGCGGCCACGUUGGAAAACUUUGAGGAGGCCAUGGAAAGGACGGGGGGGGAAACGGGGGAACAGCGGAAGAAAACCAAGACGGACGGGGAGGGGUCCGGCGGAGGGCACAACACCACCAAGUUGCACCGUCUGCUGGACAUGUUCAAGGGAUUACCAAUCGACGUCAUGAGCCCCAACGAGGCCUUAGCUGCCACCAGGCAGCUCGUCGACAAGCUCUACGUCGGCUCUGGGUGACUGGGCGAUAGCUAGUCUCUCCGACAGAAAGCGCGAAUGGUGGUUUAUGAUGAGGUCGUUGUCAGCAACACCGUUGGUUGAUGACCGUGUGGCGACCGACGACGGUUGGUUGUUAAGCGACGAUCAAUCACUGCUUACGGCAGACAUUUUCCGGGGGGUAGCAUAGUAGCAUGGUAACAUGGUAACAUGGUAACAUGGUAACAUGGUAACAUGGUAACAUGGUAACAUGGUAACAUGGUAACAUGGUAACAUGGUAACAUGGUAGCAUGGUAACAUGGUAGCAUAGUAGCAUGGUAACAUGGUAACAUGGUAACAUGGUAGCAUGGUAACAU
Molecule: messenger RNA, 2819 nt
Organism: Ectocarpus siliculosus
Lineage: Eukaryota; Phaeophyceae; Ectocarpales; Ectocarpaceae
Source: the annotation of a GenBank genome assembly